AGCUCAAUCCCCAACCACCCCCCCUUCCCCUCAUUUUCAUUUCAGGUAAAAUCUCUGGACUUGCCAAAAUCCCUUUUAUCCUCUCUUUCUCUCUCUUCCCCCCCUGGGAAAGUCUGCAAAAUCUCUCUUUUUAUCACAGAGAGAGAUAACAGAGAGAGAGAGAGACAGACAGAGAGACAGAUAGAGAUAGCCAUGGAGAGGCUUCUCUACUCCUCUUCCCCUUCCCUCCCUUCUCGGAUCCUCCGCCGCGCCCCUUCCCCCUCCCCCUCCCUCUCCGCCGCCCGCCUCGGCGGCGGCCGCUUCGACUCCGCCAGGCCCGGCCCCUCCUCGCCGGCGCGGCCCGAUUCCAGGCCGCCGCCGGGCUCCGUCUCGUGCAAGCACGGGAGUCCGCUUCCGCCUCCUUCCUUUUCUAGGAAACCGUUGGAUAGAUUGCCGUCCUCCCCAUCCUUUUCUUCGAUCCGCUCGCCGGAGGAAUCGCCGCCGGCUCCGCCACGGCCGUCCGAGCCGACCGUGGCUGGAGAUUCUCGGAAGCUCAAGGGAUUAAAUGCUGGAACUUUUGUGCUACUCUCCGCCCUUAUUGUGGCCUUAAUUCACCCAUUCUUUGCAUCACCCGCCUUUGCAACUUUUCAAAGUGCUGCUAAGACAGGAGGACCCGCAGCAGCUGCUGCUGUUGGGACAAGACUUAUUCGCACGGAAUUACUUACUAGUGCCUGGACAGGUUUCUUUGCUGGGUGCUUGCACACAUUAUCAGGGCCCGACCACCUUGCUGCACUGGCCCCACUCUCUAUUGGUCGAACACGUAUCGAAAGUGCUGCUGUUGGAGCCCUUUGGGGCUGUGGCCAUGAUGCGGGACAGGUACUAUUCGGCUUGUUGUUUAUACUUCUGAAAGAUCGGCUGCAUAUUGAAAUAAUCAGAACAUGGGGCACGAGAGUUGUGGCCUUCACACUACUUGUUAUUGGUGCUAUGGGAAUUAGGGAGGCUUCAGAAGUCCCCACCCCAUGCGUUGCCCUAGAAAAUGGGGAGUGUGAUGUCAGUCUCUACGAAACACUCGAAAACCCCAAGUUGGGGAAGAAGAAGAAGAUUGGAUUUGCUACUUUUGCCACAGGGAUCAUUCAUGGUCUACAACCUGAUGCAUUGAUGAUGGUCUUGCCCGCACUAGCUUUGCCUUCUCGCUUGGCCAGUGCGGCUUUUCUACUCAUGUUCUUGGUUGGAACGGUGGUUGCAAUGGGAAGUUACACGGUGUUUAUAGGCUCAUGCAGUCAGGCGCUAAAGGAACGGAUUCCUAGGAUAACUGAAAAGCUCACUUGGGCCUCUUCGCUAGUUGCGAUUGCCCUCGGACUUGCGAUCAUCAUUAGCCAGUUUUUUGGUUACAGCCUAUAUUGAUCCAUCGGUCUCUUAGUGGCAGCACUGGCUUAGAAGCUUCUUCUGUAGCAUUAGAAAGAUCUGAGAAAGGUUCAAUUUGUUUUCGGCGGAAAUUCAUCAUUGCAUCAUAUUUAUUUAACAAGCAUUGAAAUCCUUGCUUUUUAUAGUUGUAAUCUCAGUAUAGAAGCAAAUUUACUGAUCUACUGUUCUUUUUUUCCGGUGUGUUGACAUGUUUGGUUGUAAUUUGAUUAUCCCUGGCCUCUGAAUGGUAUUAUGUAACAGCAAAUGAUAGCAAUGCAAUCUAUUUGAGUGACCUUUUGAUCAA
This is a messenger RNA of Eucalyptus grandis, 1687 nucleotides long. RefSeq lists its product as uncharacterized. The transcript is spliced from 2 exons. Bases 193 to 1383 code for a protein of 396 amino acids. NCBI's taxonomy places the organism in Eukaryota, Viridiplantae, Streptophyta, Magnoliopsida, Myrtales, Myrtaceae. The record is from RefSeq and is a predicted model, not a curated record.